CUCCCUUGUUGUACCACUCGUUCCUCUUCUUCACCCACAAAAUCCCCAAAUCAACAAGCAGACACAAACCCUAACCUUGACCCUCAAACCCUCAAAAAUCCUCCAAAAACCCGCCAAAUUAGCCAAAACCAAGACCGAACCAGCAAUGGUGUGCAUUCGCAAGGCCACCAUAGAUGACCUUUUGGCCAUGCAGACCUGCAACCUCUUCUGCCUGCCUGAGAACUACCAGAUGAAGUACUACCUCUACCACAUCCUCUCAUGGCCUCAGCUACUCUACGUGGCUGAGGACUACAAUGGCCGCAUCGUCGGAUACGUUUUGGCCAAGAUGGAGGAAGAGAGCAACGAGUGUCACGGCCACAUCACGUCCUUGGCUGUGCUGAGGACGCACCGCAAACUCGGCUUGGCCACGAAGCUCAUGAGCGCUGCUCAGAACGCGAUGGAGCAGGUGUUUGGGGCGGAGUAUGUUUCGCUGCACGUGAGGAAGAGCAAUAGGGCGGCGUUUAAUUUGUACACGGAGACUUUGGGGUACAAGAUUCAUGAUGUGGAGGCGAAGUACUAUGCGGAUGGGGAGGAUGCGUAUGACAUGAGGAAGCAGCUGAAGGGGAAGCAUGGCCAUGGUCAUGGUCAUGGUCAUCAUGACCAUGGGCACGGGCACGGGCAUGGGCAUGGGCACGGGCAUGGGCAUCAUCAUGAGCACGGUGGUGGGUGCUGUUCUGGGGUGGAGGGGAAGGUUAUUGGGAAGAAAGAGGCGAAGGCUAUGUGAUGGUGGUGAGAUAGAGAGGUAAAGGUAAAGCUUUUUGAUGAAUUGGGGAUUUGUGGAAGUUGGUAUCUUUUUUGUUUGUUUGGUUGCUUUUAUGAGGAAUAAUGGAUGAUAUGACUAAAUUUACUAUGAUGGGCAUGGAUUGAUGGAUGUGUAAUGUUAUUUUCACUUCUAUUGUGUAGGUUGUACUGGUUUCUAUUGCCAAGUUACAUCAUUUUAGAAUUUUUGGUA
Molecule: messenger RNA, 991 nt
Organism: Corylus avellana
Lineage: Eukaryota; Viridiplantae; Streptophyta; Magnoliopsida; Fagales; Betulaceae
Product: Acyl-CoA N-acyltransferases (NAT) superfamily protein
Biological process (GO): N-terminal protein amino acid acetylation
Cellular component (GO): NatA complex
Molecular function (GO): protein N-terminal-serine acetyltransferase activity; protein-N-terminal-glutamate acetyltransferase activity
Source: RefSeq, a predicted model, not a curated record